UCCACAUGUCUGAAUUAUUCAAAAUGGACGUGAGCAAGGCGCUUACUAAUAAAAACCAAGCAUUUGGGAUUCAGUCACUUUUAUGUUUUGUCGUUUUAUCUUUGGCAUGGCUAGUUGGGUUUGCAAGUCGUUUGUUUGCAGUUAUCCGUUUUGAAAGCAUUAUUCAUGAAUUUGAUCCUUGGUGAGUUGAAAUUUCAUUUUAUAGACUGCAUGAAUUGCCUGAUGCCUUUGUUUGCAAAUUAUAGUAUUAUAUUCAUAGGGCAUAGAGAUAGUAUAGCCCGUAUAUAUACUGCAUAUUUUCUGAAUAUGUUCUGUUAUUGUUGGACUGCAAAAUAAUUAAAGAAAUUUGUUGAGAAAAUUGUUUAUUUCAUGGGUCAUUUGUGAUCAAAGUUAAACAAUAAUGCAAACUAUAUUAAAACUCGAUCUGGCCCCCAAGAAUGUUUAUAUAAACAAGUCUCGCUGUUAUAAACGUCAGCAUGGAGAAAAUAAAAACACUUUUUCGAGUUUUCAUGGAAGGUCCAUCAUAACAGUUAAGGAAGAGCCUUCAUUCUAAAUGCAAAAUGCCUGCUGAAAAUAAAAUUAAUUUAGCUUUCAAUAUAUAAAAUAGGAAGUGGUUAUUAGUGGAUUGGAAACCAAUGAACUUUGGCUAUUUGUCUAAAAUUAAUUUGAUUGGUUCAUUUCUUCGUUCUGUCAGCUUGCUAAAAUGACAUCAAGUAAAUUUCAUUAAUUUCAAGCAAAUCCUCGGCAGCCGAGUGGUUACUGUACUUGCCUUAUACAUGCUAGCUCUGUGGAUCUGCCAGUGAGCAGAUGGCUUGAUGAGUCCGGGUUAGGCUUCAGAUGAUCUUCCACAUGCACAACAAAAAGCACAGUGUGGAGAAACAUUUUGUCUUUUAGGCUGACUACCAGGGUGCAUUCCAUGUAAAUUUUACUGUAGAUUGAGAUGCACCAAAUUUUCAAUUGGCCAUUGACGCUACUGCUGCUAGCAAUGACACUCGCUGUGGAAACUUUAUUUCAUACAAUUAAGAUCAGUUGCCCACUUUUGAUGUCUCUGCAUUUUUACUAUUAAAUCUGAAAAAUUGGCACAUAAUUAUCCGGCUGCUUUAUUCCUUUGCCCAAAAAACUGACAUUGAUUAGGAGAAGCAGGGUGGCAAUUUAUAAAUCUCACAUACACAUGAAAAAUGUACUAAAUAUGUAAUAUAUAAAGCAUGAGCAGCCAAUCUCUAUCUUAUUUACAAGCGAGCCAUACACUAGUAUAGAUCAGGUACAGAUUGGAUGCUCAUGCUGUAUAGUAUAUUACUUAAAAUACAAAUGCAUUUAAAGCCAUCCAAUCUUUACCAACUGUUUUGACAAUAUGACUUGUUUUAAUCUCUAUCAAAUUUACAGAUAAACAUAACAUAAACAUGACUUUUUAAUGAGACCUGCACUUGUGGGUUACAUUAACCAGGAAACAUUGAGACUACUGCACACUACAAUCAGUUUACAGCAACCGAUGACACUUGCAAAACAUACCUGUGUAUAGCAAGCUCACUGAUACUACAGACUCUCCCCCCAUCCAUUUACUGCAAUUAGCAAGCGUACCUCCCAGAUGUACUGCAGAAUUAUCCCACAUGAGUGAUGGAAUCAGGCCUCGAAAUAAAUCUGGACGUUAUAACAGUCAUUAUGACCGGUGGAUCACUAAAUUUACCGGUCAUAGCGGAAUUUAUGCCGGUCAUUGUCACUCCUUAGCUUCUUUUUUCCCCUCAUCUUUCGUGUGACUCGUAACUUUAGAAACAAUUGUAUAGUUUAUCAAAGCUGUAGUAGUAAUCAUAAUAAUUAUGACUAAUAACAUUAACAUUGUUUACUAGCAAAUUAAUAUAAGUCACAAAUGACAACUGUAGUUUAAGUUGCGAGCAUGCUUUAAGGCUGCAUUCCAGUUACGCGUUUUUUAUAUGUAUGUAAAAGUUGAAAUAGCUUUACAUCCUACUUAUGAAAUAACUAAAUUAUAAAAGGCCAGCAUUCAGUUUUGUGUGUGAUUUAAUGUGUAUUUGACUGUUUGUUAAGGUUAUUUGCACUUAUAUGAAAUUUUAAAAGAUUUAAACUUUUCCGUUGCACAUGUAAAAACGCGUAACUGGAAAACAACCCUCAAACACAAUGCCUCCGGUAUAUCAUAUCUGUAUGACAAAAUGUGUCACUUCGCCGACCUUAUUAGCCUGCACCGUAGACGAACAUACAGUACACUUCUUUGGAACAUUGGAAAUCAAGAAUCUGCUCCAUUUUUUAACGUACUUUUUCAUUAAAAAAUUUACCGGUCACACAUGUCCACCAGGCGACGAUAUUUGCCUGUCAAACUGUGAAAUUUUACCGGUCAUUGACCGGUGACCAGCACUUAUAUCGAGGCCUGGAUGGAAUGACUAACCUAAAAUGGGAUGGGCAGGUAAGAAUUGAGAAAAUAUGUUGACUUCUGGAAGUGUUGCAGUCAAAGAGCUAACAUUGAGAAACUCAUGGUCUAACUAAUGUACAGUAAAAGCCAUUGGUGGGUAUUACUGCAUAAUUGAAUAAUAUAAAUACAUAAUAGACAUAUGCAGGCUUGUGCUUGAUCUCAAUUGCAUAAAAUCAUUUAAAAAUCAUCAAGUCAUUUUGUCUAAGAAUGCAAGUUCCUUUUCCAGCUUCCCUGCCUCAUAUUUGAGAUACUGCAGUUCUUUUAUGUUUUGGAAAUUUGACGUUCAAGUGCCUCAAUUGGAGAACAGCUGUCCAUAACUGCAGCUGUUUAUCAUAUGUAUUUGUUUCAUUGUUCAAAGGAUUCUGUCAUAGCCAUAGGCUGUUGUAAAAAUAAUAAAAACCGAUAUCAAUGAAAAUAGAAAUACUUUAACUUAUAUAGUUAUUUUUUGGUAUUUUUUAAUUUACACUAUUCCACUAUUUGGCACAUAGUAAUAUGCUUGACGUAAUAGUAACUUUCAUAAUCUCUUUAUUCUGUUUUUAUAUUAGAAGAAAUGUGGUGAAUAAUAAAACUUUGUUGAUUUUGUAGUUGAGUUUUUUUUUCUUGUUUAUUCUAUAUUGCUGGGUUAAUUUUAACUCUGCUAUAAUUGUUAUUCUACUGUAACACAAGGACUAGCCUGCCCUUGCAGCAAUAAUAGAGAGCUUAAGCUUCGCGUUCAACGACAAACGUCAGGCAAAGAAAAAUUUUACGCUAUGUACAGUAAAGCAAUAAGAAGUAAAUGGGCUUGUUGUUUUAUAUCUAGAAUGCUUAACUAUUCCUGUGUUGUAUGAAAGAAAAGAUGACACGCAGAAAUCGAAUGAAAAUUAUGCCAAGAAAAGUCGGCAUUGCCGUUUGCCGUCCCUGCAAACGUGAAGCUUAAAAUCCCUAUUACAUAGCAGAGUCCUGCAGGCUGCUCCAUUUACUGUUCAGAGUACUACUCAUUGUACUACUAGAAUCGAACCACAGAGUAGAGAUAUACAGAGAGGAAACAGACACCUCGAUAACCUGAAUUUUUGUGUCACGCGUUCCACGCAGGUUCCACGCGCCACGCAAAAUCUUCCAGCCAGUGCCGUCGCUGAAAUUUCAUAGCAAAAGAUAGGGAAAACGCCGUUCGAAAGGUGAAAAUCGCUUUUUUAAAAAAAAUGAGAUACUCAUGAAAUUUUGUUCAAUAAAUUAUUGUAGAAAAAAAACGGUAAGCGAUCACUUUUAUUGAUUUCCUUUUAUUAAAAGUGUUAACAUAACAUUUUAUUUUGCAAAAGUUUGUUUUUUUCCCUAUCUACUCCUUAUUAAAAUCGUGAAAAGCACUGGCUGGAGUGGCUGGGAAUUUCAGAUGCUUUAUGUAUAAAAAACAAAGCAGCAAAUGAUAUAAAUUCCUCAAAAUAUAACUCUCGCAUAAAAAAAAACAUGUUUACUUCUAUAAUAUGUAUAGUUUUUUCCUCUGCAUGAUCAAAAUUUAAUAAAAUAGUGAAUUAAUAUAAUUUUGUAUAGUUAAUAGACUGAAUAUAUCGGCGUGACACAAUUUGCCGCGUGCUUCCUUUCUGUAUAUCUCUUCUCUGUGAUCGAACUGAGCGCAGUCACAUGACUGUUCUGGCUGCCCUAGCUACCAGAACAGUCAUGCGACCCUUUUCAGAUUGAUUCUAUUUGUGUUCCGAAAAUCCGGAUUACUCCGUGUUAACAGUACAUGUAAAUGGAGCAGCCAAUUGCAUUUACUACGCUACAAUACGGUUGAUGUGUAAAACAGCUUUAACAGAAGAAUUCCAAUUCAGCUAUACAGAAGCUAGUUGGCAAUAAACUUUGAUAUUUUUUAUUUCGCGCCAAGCUGUAACCGCAAGUUCAUGUAUGUAUAGAUUUCCGGGUGUGCAGGUUGUGAUAAGGUGAACUUGAAAGACGUGUUUUGCACUCCACUUGAUUGAACAAGAAUGCUGGGUUUGGUGGAUAAUCUAAGUGAGCAUACAUAUAUAUUCACAAAAGAAUCCCCAUUCAAUCUAUUUUAAGUUAAACUAGGGAAACUUUUGAAACAAGUGUUUGCAAGUGCGAUUUAUUUUACAAAAGCAUCUCGAUUUAUUCAUUUGACAUCUCGAUAUAUAGAUUUUUUUAUAUAAACAUACUGUAUUUAGGCAUUUUCUUAUCAUGGGAGAUUAUGUGAAAAUAUUUACAACUUUUUAUAAAAAUAGGUAGUUAGAAAUGAAGAAAAAAUUGGAAAAGCAUUGUCAAUGGACCUUUAGACAAAAAUUUCAAUUACACGAUAGAGAAUAAAAAAGCCAUGGAACCGAUUGGUAUUAAGCAUGAGCAGGGCUGGGAUUUUAUCGCGGCAACGCCGUAGUUCGAGAAGAAAAUGCUGUGGAUCACUGUGAACAACGGGGUUUUUUGUCGUAGUGUAAAUUUUUUGGGAAUUCCUUGUUUGCAAAGACGUAAUUUUGGGAUUUCAGUUGACGGGCAGGUAAAACAAAAAACGGCUAUUUUAAUAUAUUGAUCGAGUUUAGAGACAGUUUAAGGUGGCUCGAUACAGUUUUCAAAAAUUCAGGUGUUCAACACUUUGAAAUGUUCAAACUAUGCAUUUUUAGAAUAUAUUCAGCAGAUAUUGGGUUUUUUAUAUAUUUCGAUAUCUCUACUUUCAAAUGAUAUUAGUUUUAGUAACAGCUAGUUCGUUGCUAUGACGACAUACGUGUACAAAAUACACUCCAAAAUGGCCUAUCGUCUCGUAUAGUUAGAAAAGAAGCAUGGUGACCCCCAAUUUUUUUCUUGCAUUAUUGUACUUGGACGAAAAGCUAACAAUUAGCAAAAUAUAAAAAAAUUCUGUAAUGCCAUUUUUUUGGAAAAUGCGAAAAUGUCAUAUUCUUCGGUAAAAUUUUUUUGGCAUUACAGAAUUUUUUAUUUUUUGUAAAAUGAAAGUUUUUAGCGGUGCAAUACAGCAUGCAAAAUUUGAACAUAGGUCACCAAACAAAAUAAAGAGAUAUAGCGCAUUGUUUUUCUAAAAUGGAAAAUUCUAAUGACGUCAGCAAUUGACAUAAAACGCUAUAUAGAACACGCGAAAUGACGUGAGAUGGCGCGAGCAGCUGCUUACGUCAGGUCAUUUUGGAAGUUCUGUCAUUUUGUUAAUCAGUUUCCGCGACCUGCGCGUAAAAAUGGUCACCCGGUUUUGAGUUCGCGAUUCUUGAGCAGGGUUUUCGUGAUAACUAUAUCGAGCCACCUUAAGACUUAAAAGAUGAAUUACCGUUCAGUUUUUCUUGCUACAACCGUUCUGAUAGGAGAAAAAUCGUCCACAAGUUGUUGGAUUGCCCGUCAUUUGGAUGAAAAGUCACGUGAUUGCAAACAAAAAAUUAGCAUUUUCCCGCCAUUUUGGGGGUACUCGCUCUCCCACGUUUGAGAGUCUCCGCACCACGAGAUACAACUUUUUAGUAUUAUAGUUGUUUGUAUAAUGGUAAAUUUACAGUUACAACUUUUAAAAGUCGCUUUUCACGUUGUUUGAAUUGUCUAGAAUAUUUCACGAAGGCAGACAGUACUCCAAAAAUGACGGAUUUUGGCCUUCGCGAGAAAGGCUAAUUGGUAUUAGUAAUCUGCAGAAAGCAUUUUUAAAUUAAUUUUCGUUGUGUAGAUGUUGGUACUUUUUUAAAAAAUACUUUGCAGUUUAUGUGUAAGUGUAAUAAAUAAUGAAAUCUCUAAACGCAGAGGAAAUAGAGAAAAGUAAAUUUCUGCCACGACAAGAAAAAUGCUGCAGAAUUAGAGAAAAUUGCCGUAGAGAGCCGCUGCAAUCUGCAUUGAUGUGAAGAGGUUUUAGGGAAAUCCAGUGCAUGAAUAAAUGAACAUUUCUCGGAAAAAAUUUUUCUUCAUCACUAAAUGAAUGGGAUCAAUGCAAAAAUUAAACUUUUUGUUUGUCUGAAAACCUGAGCCAUAGGUCGCUGUACGACCUUACAGUGGAGGCUACUCUGAGCAGUAUAUUGAGUAAAACCACUGGGUUUUACGAGAGCCACUGGGUUAUCAGUAUCUCAAUACUGUCAUGUGUCACCCUCAUUAAAUAGAGUACCUUACCUCACCUCACCUUACCUUACCUUACAGUGAAGGAAAUAGUGGGUAAUGAUUCUAACGCAGCCUUGUGUGCAGCAUGGAACUAUAACGAUUCAAAGAAAUAUCGAAUAUUAGCAUAUACUGUGGAGGUGCAUAGUGCUUUUCGUGCAAUUUGAUUGGUUGCUCAUCUCCGCAUUUCCUUGUAUAACAUUUGCAUAUCGAUAUGAGAAAAACAGAUAAUUUAAAAUUAAUUUUGGUAAAGAUUAGCUAAAAUGACAAGUGUAAUGCAAGUGCCUGAAUCUAAAUAUUUUGUGAUUAUUAGCUGGUAGGGAUGCAACUACCUGAAAAGUAUAAGGAGAGAUUAUAUUUUCCAGGUAGUUGCAUUCCUAUCAAUGAAAUCUUGUUCAUAUUAUUGGCACUACCUUCACUGGCACAGACAGUUCUUGUAUCCUCCUACAUGCCUGGAUAUAUGGCACCAUUAUUGACGACUUUUUCAAUUGACUUUCUUAACAUGUCUUGGAUGUACAUAACAUAAUUCUUAUUCUUUAGGUUCAACUAUAGAGCUACCCAUCACUUAGUGUCUCAUGGAUACUAUAAUUUUCUCAAUUGGUUUGAUGAAAGAGCCUGGUAUCCACUUGGCAGGAUUGUUGGUGGCACAGUGAGUUGAAAGCAUGAUAUAAUCUUCCGGAAAGUGAGUCACUUUGGCCGUAAAACCUCGUUUGGGUGUAUGUUGCAUUAGUUAAAUCCCAAUAUCUCAAUCACGAAAACGAGGCUCUAUAGCAAAGGUGACGUACUUUCCAAAAGGGUGUAUUAAAGGGGCAAUGUCACCGAUUUUUGACCUAAAAUACCGUUUAUUCAAACACUGAACUACAAAGUUAAAAAUAAACAUUGUAAAUGGAUUAAAUUAUGAUAUACGAGUCAUAUUAAACAACUUUGAACUUCCACGAAACAUGUAAUAUGACAUUUUCAUAAAAAUUGACUAAAACUUGAAAAAGUGUCUGCCAACAAUUAAUCAAGAUGCCAUUCACAAUCCAUCUCAAUCCUGGCGUAAUCUUGCCCAUCCAGACUUCUGUACAUGUUUUUUGUGUCUGUUAUUGCUUUAUUUUGUGCUUACACUCAUUCUUUUUCAGUUUUGGGCAAAAUUUGCGAGGGUUGGAAUUGCCCAAAAAUCGGUGACAUAUAUUGCCCCUUUAAAGCUGGUUUUCCAUUGGGAAGAAUUCUGUGCGCCAAGUGGAAUUUUUCUUUAUCUUGUGAUUUCUCGGGUGGAACCAUUGAAAUGAAUAUAACUGGAACGCUACCUUCAGAUAAACUGUCUAUCUUUUUCUUGAAGCCAAAUUUGGCCUCCAGACACGCGUCUGGAUGUAAGAUCACACGUGUUUAUGAAAUGAUUGACUGAUUAAACGCUCUCCAUUUGCAUGAUAAGACUGAGAAAUUUGGCUUCAAAUUUCCGGUUGGAGGUAGCGUUCCAGUUAUAUUCAUUUCAAUGGGUGGAACUAAUUGAGCCAGUUUUCCAUUUUUGUGUGCGAUUUUGCGGGUGGAGCUGAAUUCUUCUUUGUCUGUGAUUUCUUGGGUGGAACUAAUUAGAAUUCUGCUCCGCGCGCAAAAUUCCGUCAAGUGGAAAACCAGCUUAACAAUUAUGUGUCACACUGUAAAUUUGAAGGAGUUGAAUCCAAAAGUGUUACCCUGUCACGGUGUCACCUCAGUUUUUGGGGUGCGAAUUAUUAUACAGUGAUUGUCCAUUAACGAGACAAUUGGAAAUUACAGUUAUAACAAUUGGCCCCAUUCUGAUCCCAAUUCUGAUUGUUAAAACCAAAAUUAGUCCAAUGACGUCGUUCAUUUUGCACGUAAAUUGGUAUAGAACAACUUGAAAUAGCUUCUUUGGCCAAAUAUUAGUAAAAUAAUAAGAAAUAACACGAUUUCUUCGCAUGUCAAACUCGCAACCUCUAAAGAGUUUGAUUUCCGUAAUAAUUGGUUGUGUACAAUCAACAGUGUAGUAAAGGAAUUUUUUGCCAUUUAGAUUGUCUACCGAUAUCACAAUAAUCGCCCCAUUCCGAUUAUCGGUCAGUCACUUAUAUAUUGGAAUAUAAUUUGCUUCAGUUGUUUGAGAAUUCCAAGUCCAAAAUAUAUUUGUGUUUGACGUUUAAGUAUUUCUUUAUUUGACGCUUGUUAAAAUGUUACUACAGUUAAAAUAAACUGUGAUAUUUUGGUCAAUUUACCUUACGAAAAAUGAUACAGUUUCACCUGGAACUUUUUGAAGUAGUUGGAUGCAUGCAUUGAGUUAUUAUUUAUAUGUAGCUAUAGUUUAACAUUGAGUGAAAUGUGAAAACAGUAUUUACCAUAUUUCUUUCAGGUAUUUCCUGGUUUGAUGGUUACCUCUGCUGCUCUUCAUCGAUUCCUCAAUAUGUUAAACAUCACAGUACAUAUCCGAGAUGUCUGUGUAUUCUUGGCACCAAUGUUCAGGUUUGAAAUAUGACAUCCAUUUGAUUCCUCUAAAAGGGGAGUCUACAGUACUUUUGAUAAUAGUAAACUGUACUAUAGGACGUCUGAAGGGAAGAAGGGAGUUUCCUCCGUAGAGGAGGUGCGGAUGUUUUCUGAAAUAACUCAUGAAUUUCAUUUUAUUUCAGUGGAAUGACUGCAAUAGCAACAUAUUUUCUAACAAAAGAACUAUGGAAUUCUCGAGCUGGCCUCUUUGCUGCAUGUUUCAUUGCCAUUGGUACUUGUUUGUGUUUUUAUUUUUGCAUUGCAAUGCAUGUAUAUGGAAGAGUUAAUUUAUGGGUAAUACCUUAGUCAACCUAGCGUUAUUUGGCCUGUUAAAAGUACUUGAUAUUUUUUUUCAGCUCCUGGUUAUAUAUCUCGUUCUGUGGCGGGGUCGUAUGAUAAUGAAGGAAUAGCAAUAUUUGCUUUACAAUUUACUUACUUUUUAUGGGUAAGAAUGCUUGUCCUACAGUGUAUUAGGAAUAUGCUGAUUGUGCAUGCUUAGGUUAUUUGCCUUAUUGUGCUUAAGUUAUUUGUCCUACUUGUAGACCGGUAGUUUUGUAUAGAAUGUGUGAGGGCAUGAGCACUGCAUAUACAAAUGUCAUUGCUAAAGCAUUAAAACAUUAUCGUGUUAUAACAUAAGACCUAAACCUGCCUAACUAUGUGAGAUAUCACCUUGCACUGGAUAGCUGCUUUAAACUCGUGCUAUGAGUUUUUUUAUCCUGAUGAUGACUGAAAUAUAAUUGUGUAUAGAGUGUAUAUAUACAGUAUAUAUGAGCUAUAUUAAUUUUCUAGAUAAAAUCUGUUAAGACGGGAUCCAUAUUCUGGUCAGCAUCAGCAGCUCUUGCAUAUUUCUACAUGGUAAACAAUGAAGUGUUCAAUAACUGAUAUUUGUUUUAUUCUCAUGCAUUCACUCAGUCUACAUGUUCAUUUCUUUAGGUUUCUGCUUGGGGUGGCUAUGUUUUUAUAAUAAAUCUUAUUCCUCUACAUGUGUUCUUCCUUAUUUUUAUGGGACGCUUUUCAAACCGUAUUUAUGUAGGUAAGGAACCGUGCAAUCUAUGAUUACCUAAUACAGCUGACUUUUUUCCAUUCAUACAUUCCUCCAAUUGGAUAGAAGUCUUUCUGGGUGUUGGUUGCAAUGUGGUCAGUGCUUGUGUAUUUCACCUCUACCACCGCGCUUGGAUGCUUGUAAUAUUCAGGGGCCGCUUGUACUUAGGCCUGUUUUAUACGUCGAAUUUUGGUCGCGUCGAAUGCAAUUGAAAGAAUAGAUAAUGAGAUGAUAAACCUCAUUAAGCUUCAUUAUCUAUUGUUUGAAUUGCGACGCGACCGAAAUUCGACGUAUAAAACAGGCCUAAGACCGGAUAGCGAGCUAUCCACUGGAUAAUGAUUUUUCAAGCUUUUUAAAAUUGCCUGUUAAUUGAUUGGUGUAAACCAGAUUAAACUUGUGUGUUUACAAAGUCUUUUGUUUUAUUUUAAGUGCGAAGUCUAUAUCCGUGGUUUCACAGCUUUCAGGCAUUUUUAAAAAGGUUGCAUGAUGGUGCUAUCCGGCCUUCAUAUACAACCGACCCCUGUUGUCUGAUAACUAGUCAGAGGACUAGAACAAGGAUGUUAGCUUCUACUAAGAACCACAGGAUUUCUCUUGGUACCUUGAUUCUUUCUGUAGUAACACCGAAACUCUAGGGAGAACAAUUUGUAACUGAUGGAGCGUUAUCCAGUGUAAAUAUUAUAAAAAUGUUCUGUUUUGAACUAAACAGAAAAUCUUACAUUCACCAGCAUUACGUAUUGUCAAAAUUUCUCGAGAUUUAUAUAUUUUUAUUUUAUAGCUUAUUCAACAUUCUUUAUAAUGGGACUUAUUUUGUCAAUGCAAGUGCCGUUUGUGGGUUUCCAACCAAUCAGAACAAGUGAACAUAUGGCUUCUGCUGGUAUGAAACUCUUUAUUUCACUUCAAUUUUGAACAGUUCAUUCUCGCAAAAAUUGUAAUUUCCAACGAUUUGCAGCUGUAAGUGCUCAGCUUCUUAACCUAAAACAACACAUGCUCAGCAAAAUGGAAACAGUUUUUUGGACAUGGAAUUAUGGGAUAUUGCCACUGAUCUAAAAAGACAACUGAAUAACAAACCCAUUAUUAACUGGCGCAAAUGAAGCUAGCAUAGAAACAUUGCUAGACAAUAGAAAUCCGCCGUUACUAAGGGCCCAAGUUCGAACUACCCGUGUGCAGGCUAUAACCCCUAGAGAUGCCUGCGGAGGAGGCUAUAGGAUCCAGGGAACUAUCUCUUUUCUCAGAAUUACAACUGCUUUGACAUUUAAACCAUCUUAAGCAAUAGAUGACUAUCACAAUGCGUUAGGAAGGCUAUCAUUUGGUCCCUUAGUUACAAAGUUUUCAUUUUGUCACUGAAGUCGCAUCUUUGACUUGCUAGACCGUCCUUUAGUAAUGACUAAUUAGUACAUGCAGGUACCAUCUCAAUGACCCUUUGUAACAAAAAAUACAUAGCCCAAAAUGUCCAAAUCGUUAUAAAUAGUGUCGUUCAUUUUAAAUGUCACUUUCACAGUGGGCUGUGAAAGAGACUAUAACUACCAAGAUAAAAAGUCGCUAAGCCAAGAUCUUAAUCUCGAAUUCGAAGGCUCAGUGACCAAUGUUACGUGUUCUGUAGGCAUACUUCCAGAAGAGUGUUUUGUUAUGUUAAUCCCGUAGAGUAUUCAACAUUUCAUUAUUUCUCACUCCAGGUGUAUUCGCUCUGCUCCAGGCUUAUGCCUUCCUCAAGUUUCUACAAGAUCAUGCCACGUGGGCAGAAAUACAACAAUUCUUUCACGUUAUGGUGGCGGGUGUUGCGGGUUUAGUUUUCGCUGUUGUUGUUUUGCUCACGUAUUUCGGUAUGUUUACGUUCAUUCACUAUAACACGUAUUUCCCCAAUUUUAUGAAAAAUGUAGCCUACACAGACGUCAAUUAUACCCAAAUUACAAAAUACCGUCCUACACAUGCAAAAGUUUGAUUUUUUGCAUAAAAAUAACAUGCUUGCAUAAAAGCAGUACUUGGGGUGUUUACAUAAACCCUACACGAAGGGUAGUCCUACCAGAAGAUCUGCUUUUCAUCUCGCAGGUACAUGAGAAAAAUAUGCUUCUCACGUGAGAAAAGUACACCGUAUCUGCGUGGUUUCACUUCAGUGUGCACAAUAUAAUGUACUGAGUGCGGGUUUGCGUGCAACAUUCCAAACCUUCCGAGAAAAACAGAGAUUCUGUUUAUAAAAGCACAUUCUGGUAAAUUGAUUGGGGAUUAUUUUGCAAUUUUUCUAAAAAAUGUCGUGGUUGGUAAACCGAUAUACAUGCAUAAGUAUGGUCUAGACUCACUGUUCAGGUGUUUAUAUGGAAGGUAUUUUUUAAGCAAAAACAUCAGAACUCCCGUCAGUGUAGGUCUCUUAAAAGUUGGUAAAAUUCACAAAACCAAUCCGUUCUUACCUAUUAAAAUCCUAUACCAAACUAUUAUAAGCAUUAAUUUUGUAUACUAUGCAGUAAUGUUGGAAUAUUUUUAGGUUAUAUUGCUCCUUGGAGUGGACGGUUUUACUCUUUAUACGACACUGGGUAAUUUAAUUUAUAUUAUUCUAUAAAGGUGUUAACAAUGUGUUGGUAUCAAAACGCAACAAAUGUUACAAAAUGAAACUGUGAAUUUAUUAUCAAUUUUUUUUCUCUAGGUAUGCGAAGAUUCAUAUUCCUAUCAUCGCCUCAGUAUCAGAACAUCAGCCAACCACAUGGGUGUCGUUCUUCUUUGAUCUUCAUAUUCUCGCGUGUAGUUUCCCUGCUGGGCUCUGGUUUGUCGUGAAGAAAAUUAAUGAUGAACGAGUAUUUAGUAAGUUCAGUUUUCAUCUUUAUUUUUACCUGUGCCAGCCAUCGUGGCGGACACUAGCAUGCAGGGGGGGGGGGGUAGGGAAGGUAUGCGAUCACCCCCUUCCCGAGAGUUUUGGUACAAUUCAAGCCUGAUAUCAUUUUAAAGAGCCCACAAUAGGUUUGAGGACUGGAAUUUCAGGAACUAGGUGUUUUGGAAUACCAAGUUCGCAUCCCCAAUGUUUGACAAAGUGUCCGCCACUGCUUCAAAUUUUAGUUUAUGUAAAUUUUAGAUCAUGAGUUGAUUUCUUGUGUAAUGUAGGGGUCUUAUUUUAUUUCGGCUAUCUGCACAUUGUAAACAGGAAACUAGUAGGCACGCGUUGUUCUCGCACCCAUCCCACCCCCGUAAAAAAUUGUCUGAAUCCAACACUGAGAUAUAUAAUUAGUUCGAAAAUUAGUGUUAAUUUAUAGAAUCUAUUUUCCAUUACUUAUAUCUGUAAAAUAUUGAUCUUAACUCUUAAGCUAUCUGUAAAAAUAUUGAUCAUUGGCUAUAUUAAUUGCAGGAAAUGGUAAUUGCCGUAGGGAAACAAGCUAAUUAAUUAUUACAGUUUGUCAAAAUUUAUGUCAAAUAACACAAGUCUUCCCCACAACCCAUUAUCGAUUGUCAAACAAUGGCAUCCACGCGUGAAAUAAUCCGCCAAACAAUUAUUUUUAACGACAAGUUUUUAUCAAUUUUUCUGUCAAUUUGUGGCAAAAAGUUUCUGUUUCUGGUGUGAUUGCACUCCGGUUAUGAUAUAUUAUAUGUUUGUGAUGUUGUCUGAGUGUGUCCACACCAGACUAGCAAACCAAAGAUCGCGGGUUCGAUUCCCAUCACGGUCAAGCAAACUUUUCAGCUUGACACACUCAGAGACAACAUCACAAACAUUGUAUCAAAAUGAUUCCUCUAACAUUACCAUGCAUGUUCCGGGCAACCAAUCUUUACAUCUGUUAUAAAAAGAAUAAAAUCAUGUUCCAAUGUUCAUGGAUCGCAACUAUUUUUUCACGUUUAUUCCCAAUACGGCAUAAAAUAGCAAUUGCAGGAGCUUCACUUUGAUUUUAUAUUUUUAUUACCCAUGCGUAGUAUUGUUAUUGCUUUUUUGCAUUGAUUUUUUUCUUUUUCAACAUACAUCCCAUGCACGCACCCACGUCCCUCGCUUUUACGGCCUGCAAUUAACAAGAUUUACUACAUAAGAAACUCUGCUAAUGUCGUAUCUAUAAGGGACCGGGAUGAAUCGUGCAUGUUAGGAAUUGUUUUUCCUGAUCAUUAAAGAUCGUUGGAAUGAACUUUAUACUGUUUCUGUUAUACUAUCAAACUAUAUAGGUUAAUUUAACUUUGAAAUGUAAUUCUGGAUGUUUAUCAAAGUCGCGUGAUAAGAGCUUUAUUAAACGGGUCAGCCCGGCUACAUAUAUGAACAUGCAGGUCUUAAAUCUGCCCGUGUUUGUAUCGAAUAUAUUAAUUCGCCCAAGGUGGUUGGUUACAUGUAAUAUUUGAAAAACUCGUUGCCUACAGCAAAUUACCCCUCGCAUGCAAACAACUUGACGCAAAUAAUAUAGACUAUUUGUUUAUGCAACUCAGUUCCUGUGUUUUGUUUUUCUUUGAAAUUCAAAGGAAAAGUGGAUUUGAAAUUACUGUAAGGACCAUUUCACUAUAGAAAAGGCCAUUUUACAUUUAUCUUUAUAACUAUAGAUAUACGUUUCAAAUUAGAGAUAGGAACUGCAAUAUUAUGAAAAGACUUUCGAUGUAAAAUUAUCGUGCACUUUCAAAUAGUAGAUAAUUUCAUGUUCCCCAGUAGGCAUAAUAAGUAAGUACUUUUAAUAAGGUUUUUCUUGGCGUUUAUUUUACCAAAUUUCCUGCAUGGGCAUAAGCAAGCAAGUUGUUUUUAUAAACGAUCCCGUACAUUCGUAUAAUAAAUAGUUGAAAUAUCAAAAGUGCGAUAUCAUAACGAGGAGGCUUUGCGUUGUAAAAGUAUCACUAUAAUUAUUGUUUGCUGAUGUAAUUACACAUGCUUAGUAAGUGAUAUUGAAUACUCUAAAUGUUGUGUAUUAUUUUACCAAAUUACCCUGGGCAAGCAAACAAGUUUUUCCCCUCGCACUUCCCACAACAUACAAAGUGCACAAUAGAAAAUGGAUGAAAACAACGCUGUGCGGUGUACUUUUCAAUCAUUUAAUAUAAAAUACUCGUUUCUGCUAUUUCAAGUAGAAAUACAAACUGCAAAGUUAUAAAAAGCCAAAUUGCCAUGCAUGCGCUGCAACACGAAAUAUUAGGCGCAUGCAUGUUCCAAGUAAAACAUAAUAAAUAAGUAAAACAAUUUUCCCUUGAAAUUCAUAAACAAAACUCUCAUUAUUAACAAUCGAUAUUUUGUGUUUAAAAGAUUUUUCGUUGGCAAUUUUUUUUACCAAACAGUUUGUUGUUUUUCUAAAAAAACAUGCAUCCCCCGCACCUCCCACAACGUCUAGAAGUGCACAAUAGAAAAUGGUUGAAAAACAACGCCGUGCGGGGGCAUUAAGCUUUUUAUUUACCGGAUUUUCUCUUUUGUUUGUAAAAGAAUAGCUUUUGUGUUCUUUGUCCAAACGCUUUGCUUCCUACGCGCUGACUUGAGCAUAAAAGCAGCUAGUUUUCACACCACAAGUCAUUCAGUGUCCAGUUUUCAAAGCAACAGUAACGUGAGAAAGAUGUCGGUGGUAGAAACACAAGCUGUCCAAACCAAGCUCUCGGAAUACGAAAUGAUAAAAGUUAAAUUGGAAGAUAAAGAAAAUAUUCCUGAACAUCCAUGCAGUUGCGAGAAACCAAUGUUCCAGUUAUUCAACAACAGUGCUGAGACUGUUUCCAAGAAACGAAAGCGAUCUAAAGCCCCGCCUGGUAAACCACCCUAUUCCUACGUUGCUCUCGUCACCAUGGCAAUACGAAGUUCACCAUACCGUAAGAUGACCUUGGCAGAGAUCUUAAAAUUCAUCUACGAGAACUUUCCUUAUUACAGAACAUGUCCUUUAAAAUGGCGGAAUGCAAUCAGACACAACCUCACACUAAAUGACUGUUUCGUGAAGCUCCCGCGUGACGUCCACGAUCAAAACAGAGGUCACUAUUGGACAGUAGAUUCCUCGAGUGAAAUGAUGUUUGACGAGGGAAAAUAUCGACGCAGAAGGAAAAGAUUUACUCGGCAAGUAAACGUCGACGAAAGUCCACCAUUGUUAGUUGAACAAACUAACAUUCCCAACUACGAAAGAAUACCUGCGCAGUCAACUAUCCCGUAUUGUCCUAGAGUUCCUGUAAUCGCCCCGGGAGCUCCUGUUAUCCAACGACGUGGAUUCACAAUUGACGAGAUCCUAGCUCCUGAACCAACCUUAAUGAACACUGACAUUCCAACAGUUUAUAAUCCAACAACUCACUUUGUGAACUACAGAUUACCGAACAGUUUUAUACCUUAUUAUCCUAAUAUGUACUGGUCUUAUCCAUUUAGCACAUAUUCAGUUGCUAAAAGAACUUUAAGUUUCAGCUCUCAAGAUGAGGACGAUUAUUGACAAUUUUCAUCUAAGAUUCUAUAAAUACUGUAUAUAUUCAUGUAAAAAUAUAUUUAUAUUAAAUUUUGUAUAGUUAGGUGUAAAUAACUUUGUUCAUUAAAUUAUUUAAUGCUAUCUUGAUGUGUUCGCUUAUUCUUGCUCUUUGAUUCUUAUAUCAAACUCAAUCUCUCCAUCAGCCAGUUUUCUACUGGACAAUUUUUUCACGCAAAUCCACUUUUCCCAUAUCGACAAAGGAAAAAGUGGUUUGCGUGAAACAAUUGUCGGCUAGAAAACUAGCUUGAAUAUUAUAAUAUUGAAUAUUAUAAUAGUAUGAGAUAUAACCAAGUAAAAAGUGUUCAUAACCUAAAAUUGUUUUGGCGUAUAGUCUCAAAAUUUAGCUUUAUUUUCUAGUUUAUACAGUUAGCUACCUCUUUAAAAAAUCUGCGGGUUGAGAAACGUAACUAUAAAAAGUAAAAAAUUAUCAAUUAAGAUACAAUUUUCAAAGAUGCUCUAAACUUGACGCCAUAUAUUUAAAGGGUACGGCAAUGUAUAUAUUUUUAUUUAAUUUGAAAGAACUUUUAAAAUUAUAUAUGCAAAUCUCCUAUACAGUUUAUUCACAUCAUGCUUAGUUUUUGAAAUAUUUUCACUUAAAAUAAUUAGCUGUCCGCCAUCUUGGAUAAAUGUUUAUCAUUAUCGGUGAUUUUAAGCUGGAGUUACACGAGCAACAAAAUUGCUGCAACUUGAAACAAAAUCUGAUUUCAACGCAUGUUAAGUAGAAAUGUCGACACAUGUUGCCUUGUGAUUUGUAAUUUAUGUGUAAACAUUUUCAAUUAACAUGCGUUGAAAUCAGAUUUUGUUGCAAGUUGCAGCAAUUUUGUUGCUUUAGUGACGUCAAAAACCCCUGCCCCUUGCUUUUAUUCAUAUAAAACUACAUAUAAAUAACUAAAUAACAGUAUGUCUUGUUUGAAAAUUUGUCAGUCACUUUCUUAUUUGAAAUAGUUACUGAAGUAUGAUUUUUGGCUCAUAAUAACCAAUUGCUCUCUGGAUAAAAUACUUGCGUGACCCUGCUUUUGACAUAGAGAUUAUUGCCCCCCAAUAGUCGCGUUCCCUUUUUUAUAUUGAAUUAAGAUUGCAAUGCCUCCUCUAGUGUUAUUUAUAAUCUCUAUGGCUUUUGACGUAACAUUCCUGUCCGCCAAAAUUCAAGAUGGCGGAAUGCUCGCUGAUUUGUGCUUCUUUCUGUCAAGAUAUCUCAAGAAAUAAUAAAGUUACGCAAAAUCGAUAAAGGAGAUUUACAUAUAAUUUUAAAAGUUCUUCCAAAUGAAAUAAUAAAAAUAUACGUUGCCAUAUCCCUUUAAGCAAUAUAAACAAUAGCGUACCAUUAAAAACCUCUUCAUAUUUUAGCAUUAUUUUACAGAUAAAUACUAACCAUACUUUUCAAGUUCGUUUGCCGAUUGAGAAACGUAUUAAAAAUUAGUCGUGCUGUAUAUACUCACUAGUUUUCAGGCCUUAAAAUAUCGGUCGAUCACGGACAUUGUCCGACCCAUUCGUUAAAUUGUCCGACGUAGAGAGGAAACCACCGGACAUUCUGUCCGACCAAAGUGAAACUGAGGUUUAUUGUUUGUCCGACCUAAGUGUGUUGGUGUCCAACCGAACUGUAGCUUUGUCCAACGUAAAUUAAAAUAAACAAAAAACAAAAAGUUUCCUCUUAAGCCUGGUUUCCAUAUAGUCAUAAGUUCGUAACUGUCGCGAACGUGUCGUGAAGUGUUUGCCAUAAAUUAUUUUUAUGCUUGUUUCCAUAUCGUUGUAACUGUUGUGCACUGUUGCAAGUUGAUUUCGUACCCAGGGAUCGUACAAGCAGCUGGCGGCUGUUUUAAAAUGACAAACACGUUCCCCCAAAGGGGGACACUGGUAACUGUCGUGAACUGUUGCCAGCGUGUCGCGACAAGACUUUUCUUCAUGUUUCCACGUUCGCGGCAGUUACGACCAUAUGGAAACCAGGCUUUAGCACAACACUUUAAAGAGAUCUUUUGUAGUUUUUGUGUGGAUCAAAAAAUAAUCGCAGUGUUUACAGUGUUUCCCCCCAAGGGAAAGCUUAUUAAAAGGGGAUGAGGGGCUUGAUAGAAGAUUCACUGCUUAACCGAAUUUCAUUUCUUGUGUAGUUGUGUUGUACGCUGUAACUGCCUCGUAUUUUGCUGGAGUCAUGGUGCGUCUUAUGCUGACUCUAACACCAGUAGUAUGUGUCUUGGCCUCGAUUGCCUUCUCAGUGACUCUGGAUAACUACAUUCAUGUUGAUGCUAUACCUAUUGAAGAAGGAGAGGAAGAAGAAAGAGAAGAUGAGGAAGAACAGAAAGAAACAAAUUAUGACAAGAAAAAGGUGGGAUUUGGAAUUUCAUAUUAGAAAUAUGAUGCUACCACACUGGGCAAGAUCGAACCCGCACCCUGCGGUUUGUUAGUCCAACACUCUACCAACUGAGCUGCGAAAUUAGGUCGUUCUAGUUGGACUAGCAGACCAGAGGUCACGGCUUCGAUUCUCGCAGCAGUCAAGCACUUUUUCAGUUUGCCCAAUUUGGGCCACUCGGUAACACAAAAUAUGCUAGACUGUCAGUUGCAUGCAAGCAAAUGUUUAUAGGGCGUGCCGGCUAACCUGUAGUUUGUCAGGAUUUACAACGCAUAAAUUACGCAAUGAGUAGGAUUUGGAAUGUGCACGAAGGCUACUAGUAUUUCAUUGGAAUGAUUUCACGUACGAGAGCCAAUGUUUUUUUUCCAGAGCAGAGUAGCUAUGUCCCCUGCAAUCUACAAUCAUGGCAAAAUGUCAGUGGACACAGGUGUAAACUAAAUUAUUACUGUUCACAUACAUAUGUAGGCGUCUUUGUCUCCACCCCUCCCCUCUACAAUGUUGGUUUUGACAUGCAUUUCACAAAGCUUUCACCUAACCAAUUUAUAAACUGUCAACAUUGAACCGGGGGAGGCAACUGAAUAACAUUCCGCCAAUCCUUGAAUCAACCAUUGUCAGUUCUCAAUCCAGGAUUCUAUACAGAUCUUUAGGUUUACUUAAUUUGGAAGCACCCGUUAUUAUCAGGGGUGGGGGGAAUACAUCAGCAUGUCGAUUCAAACGUUUUGCCAAGACCAGAUCUGAGAUUAAAGUCACUACGAUAGACGUUUUUAGGAGUUUGGAUUUCCAGAAAAAAAUUUAUUUAUAUUAUUUGUCCAUAACAUUGGACGGUUCGUACUCCCUAGAGUACGGAGGCUGGAUAGCGCUUUACACCCGGACAGUGCGAAUUUUUUCAACCUUCGUGAAAAUGCUUGGUUAUAUCAAUCAACAGACAAUUUUAGAAAGCUUCUGAAAAAAUCAUUAUUCAGUGGAUAGCUCCAUCCGGCCUUCGUACAACCCCCUGUUAUAUAUACCCUUAUAAUUUUUAAGGACAAUUCAGUAGCAGGCCGUGUUAUGUACGUAUUUCAUUUUAGGCAUCCAAAUCGAAAGGAGCAAUAAAACCGGCAAAGAAAAGAGAACGUCAAUUAUCUCAAUCUGGUACGUCAUCAAGAACUUCAGAGGAAAAGGAAACUGAACCCACUACAGCUGCUGCGUCUGCAACAAACCUUGGUGGAAUCGUAGUCAUGUGUAUGUUGAUGGUACUGAUGUUAUAUGCCGUUCAUUGCACGUGGGUCACCAGUAAUGCAUAUUCCAGUCCUUCUGUUGUCUUGGCCUCGACAAACUAUGAUGGGUAAGCCAGUUAUGACAUUCAAACCAGAUAACUUUUCCGAACAGUGAUAUUCAUUGGCUCCAUUCAACAAUCGCUUUCGUGUCCAGGACAUUGAAAUUUCUUCGCUCUUUAGAAAUUCUCCGUCCAAGUAGAGGAGGUCUUUUGAACAGUUGCGUAUAUUAAAACCCAUUAAACGUAGGAAUGUAUUCAUAAUCUAAAAUCUCCUGGCAUCAAUAAUAGGCAAUUCAAAACUGAUUUACAAACUUACUACCUGAAAGCCCUGAGAGAAUGCUUCAACGAAGAAGAUCCGAGGACAUGGAAGACUAUAUGUCUGAAGUUUAACACUAUAGUCGUCACUUACGUUCUAAACUAACUUGUUGUUUUUAGUCUCCUGUCCAUGUAUGUUAUCAUAAUUGUGUGUAUUUUUGUAUAAAGGGCCCAUAGUUUACACUGUUGUGGUAUCCCUGCCACUCUUGCCCAUGUUCAUUGUCUAGAUGUCUAUUUGUUGUUCUGUUACGUGUGUCGCAGGGAGCUCUCUCUGUAUGUAUACAUGAAGUAAUUAUCUUCAGGUCGGCCUAUGAGAAAGGCGAAGCCAAGAUGGCAGAACUUGAUGCAUCCAGUGCCGAUCGUUAAACUAUAAUAAUAUAAUAAUCUUGGUGCUGCUGUAAGGGACUGGACGUCAAUUUCCGCAGCCGUGCGAUGUUGCAGACAUUGCGAAUUCAUUGAAGCAAAUAUUCUGUGAUAAAAGUACAAAGCCCAUAGAUAUCUUAUAUACACUAGAUAGUGCAUCUAAUUAUUCUGCAAUUCAAAAAUUGAAGCCGUGAUUGGAUUGAAGUCUCAGGUCGUUUCCAUGAAAUGAGAAGAUUCGUAUGUUUUCUAUUCCUUAAACAGGGAACUUAAACAUUAAGUUAACCCUAUUCCAAGUACGUUUUUAAACUAUUCAAAUGAUGAAAGUUAUUGUUGUUUUUAUACUAAAACUGUCUGUACCAGUGUAGGUAGUACCAAUGAGAAAAUGCUGUGCUGAGUGGUUAUAUUACUACCUUAGAAAACAAGCAGAAACUCGACGUUUCGAGCGAAGGCCCUUCGUCAAGAGUUAGUAGCGGGUAGUAGUUUGGGCUACUAACUCUUGACGAAGGGCCUUCGCUCGAAACGUCGAGUUAUUGUUGUUUUUAAGCGUUUAUUAGCAAGUGGGAACGACCAAUAUGGCCGCCAUCUAUUCAAAUGGGGGUAACCGCUGGAAUAUUCUUGGCUUCAAUUUUAAUAAAAGAAAUGCGCUAUCUAGUGUAUAUAAGAUAUCUAUGACAAAGCCUCAUACUGUAUGCGACACAUGCUGUAUGCAAUUGUUUUUUUCGCACUUGGAAUUUGUAGAUUUGUUGUUUUAAAUUUCACCUUCAAAGAUCGUGAUCAUAUCACAUAUGUGAUGCAUUGGUAAUGUUCUCUUUUUCUACAGGAGUCGAAAUAUUCUGGAUGAUUUUAGAGAGGCUUACUUUUGGUUACGCCAAAACACACCAGAUGAUGCGAGGUAAGAGGUAUUCAAUGAUGUACUCAAUACCGAUUUUGUUUUCAUCUUUUUAUCGAGUGAGAAACGCAAUGAGAAAGGAAUUUUUGUACUGUCAUCCCACGCUACAGUUUCAGCUCAUAUAAACAUGAAUUUUGUACAUUUUAUUCAGAGUGAUGUCGUGGUGGGAUUAUGGAUAUCAGAUUGCUGGGAUGGCCAAUAGAACAACACUUGUGGAUAACAACACAUGGAACAACAGUCAUAUUGCCAUGGUAAAUGUUUAAUGUAAUGUUUGCACUGGUAAGGGAAAUGGGGAAAAAACUUGGGAAAUGUGGAAGAGGGUUAUUUGUCUUCUUUUGGAGAUGUGAGAGAAGAAAAGUUGGAAGGUCAGCUUCGUCCCCUCCCGCUACAUGCGCUGUGGUGAAUAGAACCGAUUACGUUGUACUCUAGCUUUUUCUCUCAUUUGACCGAUUUUCAGUUACAGUAGGUAUGAGUCAACAAGGUUUUGCUGUUUGUGCAUGGCAGCAUGAGAGUUAAUUUGAUCAAGUAUACCGAAAUACGGUAUGCAUUGGUAACAACUAUGGUAACAAGUAUAGUUAACGACUUCUCAGUAUAUAUAUUUUUCAAUCUGAAGGUUGGUAAAGCAAUGUCAUCAAAUGAAACGGCAGCUUAUAAAAUAAUGCGUUCACUGGACGUGGAUUAUGUCUUGGUCAUAUUUGGUGGGGUAAUUGGUUACUCUGGUGAUGAUAUUAAUAAAUUUCUCUGGAUGGUCAGGAUUGCAGAGGGAGAACAUCCGAAAGAUAUAAAGGUAUAUGUUAUGUAUAUAGAUCAUAAUAACCUGUCAGACUUGAGAAGUUCUGACAAUAGUAAGUUUAAUUGACUAAUAUAUUAGAGUGCCGCCAUUCUGUAGUUUCUAAGAAUGAAACAUGUUUUCCAUUAUGUCUUCUUGCAAAUAUAAUGUACUUGGCUAAAACUAAGUGGCAGGCUAUUAGACGUCCGGUUUAUAUUAUCCCGGUUUUUACAGCACUAUGCGAGUGAAAACUAAUACACACUAAUGCACUAGUCCAUUGCAAACUAUUUUCAUAGUAAAAACGUGCUACUUAUUAAUAUUUUAUCAACUGAGUUUAUUUGGGAAUUCUACUCGCAUCACCUCCCCAGCAUGUAAUCAACUACAAAAUGUGUGCACUAUUCAGCUUUAUCUUAGCAUGUGUAACUCCGGCAUUAAAUUGCGAUCAUGAUUUGUCCAUACUAUAAUAAUCAAUAUUCUGUAGUUUUAUACUUUAUAUGUUCUAUUUAUAGGAAUCUGAUUAUUUUACUCCAAAUGGUGAAUUCCGUGUUGAUGCAGCUGGUUCACAGACCCUACUUAACUGUUUGAUGUACAAGUUGUGUUAUCAUAGAUUUGGCGACUUGCAGGUGAUAAAACUAUCCUUCAGUGCAGCCCAGACCUUCUAUUUUUAUUCUUAUUUUAUACUUACCAAAUGCUAGCCCGAAAUUGACCAAACCUGCCAAAGCCAGCCGAGUAAAGGCCUAGGUCUAGGCUGCCUUCAGUGUGUCGCGUAGCCUGCAUGGCAAACGGUCCACCCGCGAUAAUGUCUUUUAUAUUCAAAAUUAUAUUUCGGUCACUAUUUCAAAUAACAAAUGGUUGCAAUAUUUUAAGCAUCAACAGCUUACUGUUUUCAUUGAAAAUAUUUCACAAACUAUAAGCAAGAUAUGAAAAAUCGGUAAAGGGAUUUUAUAUAUAAUUUUAAAAGUUCAAUCAAAUGAGACAGACUUAAUUUUUGUUGCCAUAUCCCUUUAUCAAUGUUUUUAUUCCAGUUGGACUUCAGGACACCUUCAGGUUUUGAUCGCACACGAAAUGUUGAAAUUGGAAACAAGAAUGUCAAACUCACCUACUUAGACGAAGUCUUUACGACUGAACAUUGGCUUGUACGAAUUUACAAGUAAGUUUCAGUAAUAAUCAUAUAGAGGGCAAAAUUACUCAAAUAUGUAUAUGAUUGGCUAAUGAGGAGGCAAUUCUUAAUUUAGGGCAAAAUUACUU
Paramuricea clavata is the source of this 23522-nucleotide messenger RNA. NCBI's taxonomy places the organism in Eukaryota, Metazoa, Cnidaria, Anthozoa, Malacalcyonacea, Plexauridae. The record is from the annotation of a GenBank genome assembly.